This is a messenger RNA of Phyllostomus discolor (pale spear-nosed bat), 1696 nucleotides long. RefSeq names its product family with sequence similarity 170 member A (gene FAM170A). Gene Ontology annotation, cellular component: nucleus. NCBI's taxonomy places the organism in Eukaryota, Metazoa, Chordata, Mammalia, Chiroptera, Phyllostomidae. The annotation marks the transcript as partial. Gene Ontology annotation, biological process: fertilization. The transcript is spliced from 3 exons. The record is from RefSeq and is a predicted model, not a curated record.
GUCCUCUUGGAUUUUUUUUCACAUCUACCUCCCCAGCCAUACUUGGGAAGCCUCUUUUCUGUGAUCCCUACACAUUUCUUUCUGACUUAGUUAGCACCUCUCAAUCCUAGUAGGGUAAGAAGGGAUUAUCUAACUUCAAAAAUCCUGCUUCUGUUCUGUUUCUGCUCAAGCAUCCUUUCUUUCUAUGGAGCCUGGGGUUUUAGAAGCAAAGGCAAAGAUUACUAGCAUGCUAUUAUUGCUUCCAGCCUGGACAUGCACCUCCUCUGGCCAAUAAACAUGGAGUCUGCUACCCACUUGAAUGCAGAAAGGAAAGGGUGAAAUAAAGGGAGAAAAGAAAAAAAAAUGACACAGGAACAGAUUAACAUCUCAAAAUAUCCUACCACAUUUGAAAGAUGCAAGAGUAGAAUUCAUGGGAGAGGUUCCCUUGGGAAAAAGGAAUUGUUCUUGAAAAGGGUGUGUAUGAGUGGCAGAGACUAUUGAGCCUCAGUCCACAGAAUGCUCUGAUGUCAUCACUGAGGUCACAGAGUUCUGUUGUGGGCCCGGCAACCUUUGCAUCUUAACAGCCCUGCGUUGUGGUGAACCCUGGGCUGUGCUGCAGGUUCUCUGUGGGGUCUGAGUUCUUCAGCCCUGUGGGAGACUCAACUAUUUUUAUUUGUACUGAAUCAUUUCAAUGGACAUCCUGAGAGCCAAAAAAGGUCGACCUGUAGGGAGAAGGAGGAGCUGGAUGUUAGGCAUCUUCUAAGGGACUCUUCUAGUUGGUACUAUGAAACGGCAACAAAAGAGGAAACAUUUGGAAGAUGAAGAGUCCCAGGAAACUGGCGAGAAGGGAGGAGGAAUCCCGAGGUCACAAGAGGAUGCUCCUCAGCUUGGAUUGACCAAAGUGGCCAAAGGCUGUGGCACAGGGGCAGAGGAGGUCUCCUCUGCCUCUGAAUACUUCUCCUGUGUUUCUUCUCCAAGCAAGCUCAUCCAUGGCGGAAUCCAGAAAUCACUUCAAGACAGUCCCCAGCCGAGAUCAACCCUAGCCCAUGCUCAGGAACGAGGGGAGACUGCCCCCCUAUCACCACAUGUCUCCUUAUCGUCCCCUUUAUCUGAUAAGACCUGUGUGACCUCUCAGUAUCUGAACAAAGAGGAACGGGGCAUGAAAGUAUAUUACAUGCAGGUACAAGUGAAAAAGGGUGUAGCUGUCUCCUGGGAGACAGAGGCAACCCCAGAGUCACUAAAAAAGAAACCAAUGGUGGAAGAAGUGAACCUUCCUGAGAAUGUGCGAGUAGGUACACCCCCCUCUGAGGUGUCCACCAGAAACCUCCUAUGUGACAGUGAGACCAGAGAAGAGGCAAAAGAGCAUGAGGAAAGAGGAGAAUCAAAGGGCCUGCCAGGAUUGCCCACAGUUGAGGAGAUACCCAGGGCCAAGACACCUGACUGGCUGGUGACUAUGGAGACCGGCUUCAGGUGCAUGGCCUGCUGCAGGGUCUUUCCCACCUUGGAGACCCUCCAAGACCAUGUGCAGUUAGGGAUUAGGGAGGGCUUCAGCUGCCACGUCUUUCAUCUCACCAUGGCUCAGCUGAGGAGCAAUGUGGAAUCAGAGAAGAUCCAGGAGAAGGAGGAGGAGGAGGAGGAAGAGGAGAACGAUGAAGAGAAAGAGAAGAAAGAAGAAAAAAAAACUAAGGAGGAGCAGACCACAGGGUAAGACCUUCAC